UAACCGCUCCGUGAGACUGGGAGGGUCAGUCAGAAGUUUACUCGGACCCGAAUUUACUUUUGUCCUUGAAUAACAACGUUAACGUCACAGCGAUGCUUGGUCAACGAACUACAAUACGUUUUUAAAUAGAAAAACGGUAGCUACUUUACAUUAUAUUUCUUAGUUUGAAGACAUUAUGGCUAAACGUAGUUUUGUGGACUUCGUAUAACUCUCUUUAGGAUAGAAGAAUUUACAGUAGCCUAUAGCCCACAUUAUUUCAUGUACCAUGGUCCACAAAUACGACACCGAGCGGGCGAUGGGGUUGCUGAAGCAGUACCAGGAGAACCUCACCAGCCCCGAGGAGCAGGGCCUGAGGACCAGUGUGGGGAAGGUGUCGGCCAUCCUGGGCAGCCAGCUGUUCCAGGCCCUGCUAGAUAUUCAGGAGUGCUACGAAGUGACACUGAAACUGAACACCGCAGAGAACGGACCAACGGCAGACAUGGGGGAGGCUCAUCUGGAGACGGGCUCAGAGAAAGAAGAGUUGGAGGGUGUGUCGCUUGUACAGGUGACCAGCAGGAACAGCCCUCAGAAGGUGGAGAGCGUGUGUGCAGUGGUCAGCUUGUCCCACGUGGACCCGCCCAAGGCAAACCCUCCCCCCAUCAUCGUCAACGCAGACUCCUUGGAUGCAGGCCCUUAUGUGAACGGCAGCGAUGGGAUGUACAAAUACGAAGAAAUCAUUCUGGAAAGGGGUAACUCCGGCCUGGGCUUCAGCAUUGCUGGAGGGAUGGACAAUCCGCACAUUCCGGACGACCCUGGGAUCUUCAUCACUAAAAUAAUCCCAGGAGGAGCAGCAGCCAUGGACGGCAGGCUGGGGGUGAAUGACUGCGUCCUGAGAGUGAACGAGGUGGAUGUGUCAGAGGUGGUGCACAGCAGGGCGGUGGAGGCGCUGAAGGAGGCGGGGCCUGUGGUCAGGCUGCUGGUGCGGAGGAGACAGGCCCCGCCCGAGACCAUUCUGGAGGUCAACCUGCUCAAAGGGCCAAAGGGGCUGGGGUUCAGCAUCGCCGGGGGCAUCGGCAACCAGCACAUCCCCGGAGACAACAGCAUCUACAUCACCAAGAUCAUCGAGGGCGGGGCCGCACAGAAGGAUGGGAGACUUCAGACCGGAGACCGCCUUCUGGCUGUGAACAACAUCAUCCUGCAGGACGUGCGUCACGAGGAGGCGGUCGCCGCUCUGAAGAACACCUCUGACAUGGUGUACCUGAAGGUGGCCAAGCCUGGCAGCGUGCACCUCAACGACAUGUACGCUCCCCCGGACUACUCCAGCAGCCUCGCCCUCCCUCCAGCCUUCCCCACUAUGGUCGAUAACCACGUGGCCCACAACUCCAGCAUGGCCUACAUGGGCGGGGUGGAGCCCAAGUCCGUCUACCAGCCCCCCCAGGUCACGCCCUCCAGGUACUCCCCAAUCCCCCGUCACAUGCUGGGGGAGGAAGACUUCACCAGGGCCGAGCCCAUUUACAGUGUCAUCCACAAACCCUCGGAGGACUGCGUCCCCCCCUCCCCCCACUUCUACAGCGGGGGGGCCUGUCCCCUCCCCCCCCCGGCCCUGCGCCAGGGCCCCGCGGCGCCCUACUCCGGCAGGGAGCCCCGUAAGGUUCUACUCCACAAGGGCUCCACUGGGCUGGGCUUCAACAUCGUCGGGGGAGAGGACGGCGAGGGCAUCUUCGUCUCCUUCAUCCUGGCGGGGGGGCCCGCCGACCUGAGCGGGGAGCUGAGGAGGGGCGACCGCAUCCUUUCGGUGAAUGGCGUGAAUCUGCGCAAUGCCACACACGAGCAGGCAGCCGCAGCACUGAAGAGAGCAGGACAGACGGUCACCAUUAUCGCUCAGUACCGACCAGAAGGUAGGACAACGGGUAUCACAGAGUACAGCCGCUUCGAGUCGAAGAUCCACGACCUGCGCGAGCAGAUGAUGAACAGCAGCAUGAGCUCUGGCUCUGGCUCCCUGCGCACCAGCGAGAAACGCUCGCUCUACGUCAGGGCCCUGUUUGACUACGACAGGACCCGGGACAGCUGUCUGCCCAGCCAGGGGCUCAGCUUCUCGUACGGGGACAUCCUGCACGUCAUCAACGCCUCUGACGACGAGUGGUGGCAGGCCCGGCUGGUCACGCCCCACGGGGAGAGCGAGCAGAUCGGGGUCAUCCCCAGCAAAAAGAGGGUGGAGAAGAAGGAGCGUGCCAGGUUAAAAACGGUCAAGUUCCACGCCAGGACGGGCAUGAUCGAGUCCAACAGGCAGUCAGUCAAAGUAAAGCGUAAAAAGAGCUUCAACCUCUCGCGCAAGUUCCCGUUUUACAAGAGCAAGGAGAAUAUUGUGCAGGAGUGUGUGGAGUCAGAACAAUGUCUGACGUCCAACACGAGCGACAGCGAGAGCAGCUCCAAGGGGCAGGAGGACACCAUCCUGUCGUACGAGCCUGUGAUCCGGCAGGAGAUCCAUUACACACGACCUGUGAUCAUCCUGGGACCCAUGAAGGACAGGAUAAACGAUGACCUCAUCUCCGAGUUCCCUCACAAGUUUGGGUCCUGCGUACCGCACACGACCCGGCCCCGGCGGGAGAAUGAGAUGGACGGGCAGGACUACCACUUCGUGGGCUCGCGGGAGCAGAUGGAGAAGGACAUCCAGGACAACAAGUUCAUCGAGGCCGGCCAGUUCAACGACAACCUCUACGGGACCAGCGUGCUGUCUGUCAGAGCAGUGGCUGAGAGGGGUAAACACUGUAUCCUGGAUGUUUCCGGGAAUGCCAUAAAGCGAUUGCAACAAGCACAACUUUACUCAAUCGCCAUCUUCAUCAAGCCAAAAUCGGUGGAAGCCCUAUUGGAAAUGAAUAAGAGGCAGACGUAUGAACAGGCCAGUAAAGUGUUCGACAAGGCCAUGAAGCUGGAGCAGGAGUUUGGCGAAUACUUCACAGCCAUUGUACAGGGCGACUCGCUAGAGGAGAUCUACAACAAAAUCAAGCUGAUCAUCGAGGAACAGUCGGGACCUUACAUCUGGAUCCCCUCCCCCGAGAAGCUCUGAGCGGCCCGCCCUGCGCUCCUCCUGCGUUCCUCGCUGAGAUCGCCCGCCCCCCUCUCUCCCCCCCGCCUCCUCCCAAACUCCCCCCCCACCCCCACCCCCCCACUCGAGUCCCAUACCUCCCUUUUUGCAGAUAUGUUUCAUAUCCAGUUUUAUUGUCAUCAUUCUGUUAAACUCUCAAAUGAAAAAAAAAAAAAAAAAAAAAGUCUUAUCACCAUUUCUGUGGCUGUGCGCACACCCCUGCAUGAGUUUCUCAACAAAUCCAUUCAAGACUGGAAAUGUCAUUCCAAGUGAAUUUUUAUCAUUUAAAAACAGACAAAAGGGGGGAAAAAAAAAAACACCGGCCGGAACGACGGAGAUGAGAAUGUCUUAAAAAGGCGCUGAAGUGGGAUUUGAGAAUUUAGGAUUUGCGGGGGGGGAAAAGACGAAAAACGGUACAAGCUGGAACUAUUUGUAAAUGUUUAUAAACUUGCAUUAAAGACGUGGAAGAUGAGAAGCCAGAGACCAAUGAGUUUUUUCUACAAGGACCAGAUACAAAUCAACCCCCCCCCCCCCCCCCCCCCAGAUGGUACUAUUCAUGGAGUGUUUUCCAAUGUUUAUACAUAUAUAUUAAAAAAAGAAAUGAUGACAAAAAAGUAUAAACUGGUGAUCUGCAGUUAUCUGAAACCAGCUUGCUAUUUGAUUGGCUGCCGGCAGGUUGUGAUGCAGCCAAUCAAGAUAACCUGGGAGGCAGGACGAAUGGGGAGAAAUGGACGUGAAUCUAUAAAUUUAUAUUACCGAGACCAACGACGUAAAGUCCUAUGGAGAGAUGAUUUACUACAUAUUAAAAACAUGUUGUUUUACACUUCACCGGAAUUGUCUACAUGGAGGGCUGUAUAAUUUCAUUAAUUAUUUUUUUGUGGUUUCUUUGUGGUUUUAUCUUUUAAGCUGCUCUGGGUUGAGAGGGGGUAGAGAGGUGUAACUGGGUCUCUGCAAAAUACCAAACUGCCUUAUGUAGAAAAGUAUACAAACACGUAAUCUGCACAAUUAUUCAAAAGAGAUGACAGAACCAUAUUUUGCACCUUUUCCCCCCCCCCCCCCCCCGACUAAUCUUCCAAGUGAUCAGAGGACUGUCCCGGAGGGCCCAGUUGACGGUUGGUCCUCUCGGCUCUAGUUUUCCAGGGUGCAUCUCCUUGUCUUCAGAGAAAGAGAGAGAGAGAGAGAGACGGCUCGAUUCUUUGGGGGGCGGAAUUUCGAUCUGAGCAGGAAAGAGCCCCCCCCCCCCUUUCCCAGUGACAUCACUGAGACUCCACCCAUUCACACUUUCUCUGCCUUCCAGAGCCGAUCUCACACAGGCCGCUGGGUGCCGUCCCGAUGGGUCCUAACCUGUAAAUUGAUAAGGAUUAAGAACGGCUGUACGGUUCGAGUCCCUCUCGUUAACACGAGUGAUGAAAAUGUCCCGCUUCAGGACAAUCUCUGCUUUCCCCUCCCAAAUGCUCAUGUUGGUUAAAUGAAGCUCAUCUGUCCCCGAGUGUUUAGAGCAUUUAAAAUAUAUUUUUUAAUAGUUCUGGGCAAGUGUUGAUCCGCUGUGUUGCACCCGAUUUGAGGGGCUUGUUUGGCCAGCUCAGGAAUCUCUUAACGCACAGAUGCCAGUUCCCAGUAAUAAAAGGGCCCCGCUGCUUUUCGGUUAGAAACAAAGUAAGACUGGUAUUGGCGCGGGGGGGGCUGGGAGUAGAGCAGACGCUAGGAUCGGGCAGAGCCGUUUCUCUCUCGAGUAGAGCCAGAAACACGGAGGAGCCAGCCCGUUUGUGUGGGGCAAGAGGAGGCAGAGGUGUUUGAGGUGUGAGACUUGAAUACAUUUUUCCUUUUUUUUUCUUUUUUUUUUUUUGUAUUUAUUAAUAUUUUGAAAAACGUGCCGACGCUUUGUCCAGACCAGCUCUGUGGCCGUGACCCCCGUGCAUGAAUUGGCCAGGUGGACUGUGAGACUCCCACACGGUCCCCCUCCCAACGCUCCCGAGGAUCUUGGCACUUUGUACAUUUAAAAAGGGAUAUGCCUGACUCAAUGAAGGUGGAAUACCCGGGAGUACCCAACCCCUUGAAGCAGGGAGGACCUAUCAGGUGUGUCCCGCAGUGCAUUGUGGGUAGUGGGGCAUCCAUCAGAGGUGACGACUGAGCGGGGACCUCCUGAGCCGCGGAACCUGUACCUGCAGGCCGUCUCUGAACAGGUAUGCACACCUGCCAGGCGCCUCCGCUAAACCGGCUGUCAUACCUGCGUCAAAGCCAGAGUUCAGGGAAUUACCGAAGGGAACAGAGCCAUUAUAAACUGCUUACAGACUGUUUCAAAGGGUAUGGUAGUUGUAAAUGUAAAUAUCCCCAACCAAGAUUUUGCUACACUUGCGCUCUGCGCGUGUGUAAAACUGGGACAACUACACGUUUUGUAAAUCUCAACUGUAAGGUAAGUAAAAGAUGAAAUACUCUGAAAUUAAUUUCCAUACAAAUGUGCCGUAUUGUUGGUAUAAUAGACAUCUUCAGCUGCUCUAUUGGACCACAUUUUAUAGUCAGUUGGGAAUUGAAUUCCUUCAAAUAGGGUCUGUCUACUUGUGAUUUCUUGUGGAUUUUGUCUGAGUAUAUAGAUUUUAAAAACAAUGUUUAAAAAAAAAAAAAAUUAUAGAAGUACAAGGCAGGCAGUGACCUACAAAUGACUUAUUAAAAAAUAAUUUCUUAAUUAUCCAUUUAAAAAUGUUGUAAACUGCUUUUCUCUGAUGUUGAGACAACACAGCUGACUGUUAACAAUGCGUCGUAUUUUACCCUUCCGUCAGCCAUGUCAUGAAGCCCAAAGAACUUUAAAUUUGUUUUUUCCAUUGAGGUCACUGUGCUCCGAGGUUUUUAUCAGAACGCCUCUGUGUUUUAACGGGCGAGGGCGCGACUCUUGAUUCAGAGAAGGGACACUGUGGGUUGAGUUGGGGGCUUAUUUUGUUGUUUUUUGGUCCUUCUGGGUGAUGAGUUGUAAGGUUGACACGAGGGCACACGUGCAGUCCGUGCUUGCAGAUACGAACCCCCUGAUUGUACAGUAGUUUGUCCCCCCUGUGACUGCAGGUAUAUUGGGCCCUGAUCAGGACACGAGAAAGCAGUUCUCUCGAUCCUGCACGUAGGCCAACACAGUCCUGUGACUACAUCAGUUUUCGGUUUGUUUGGCUUUCUUUCUUUUUUUUUUUUUCUUUUUUUUUUUUGACUGGACAAAGAGUUUAUUUGUUUGAAAAAUAAAAUAUGUGACUAUUGG
Molecule: messenger RNA, 6302 nt
Organism: Conger conger (European conger)
Lineage: Eukaryota; Metazoa; Chordata; Actinopteri; Anguilliformes; Congridae
Gene: dlg3
Product: discs, large homolog 3 (Drosophila)
Exons: 25
Coding region: 266-3046 (926 amino acids)
Biological process (GO): chemical synaptic transmission
Cellular component (GO): neuron projection; neuromuscular junction; postsynaptic density membrane
Molecular function (GO): kinase binding
Source: RefSeq, a predicted model, not a curated record